AGAAAGGGGCGUAAUAUAAUACAGCUUACGCAAUAAUAAGAUACAUAUUUAAUUAACAAGACGAUUGCACGUAAUUUAAUGGAGGUGGAUUUGAUCAUUCGAGGCGGGAGGGUUAUAGACCCCGCAAAUAACAUCGAUGACAUUUUAGACGUCGCUGUUAAAGACGGGAAAAUAGCUGCACUUGGGGCCAAUCUUCAGGUGGAAUCUACAACCUCGGAGUAUGACGCCUCCGGUCUUCUCGUGACUCCUGGCCUAAUUGAUUUGCACGUGCAUGUUUAUGAAUACUCCACCCCUCUUGGAGUGAAUCCUGACACCUCCUGUCUCGCUAGGGGGGUUACUACAGUCGUGGACGCAGGAAGCGCGGGAUGUGGAACAUUUCCCGGGUUGAGGAAGUAUAUAGCAGAGAAGUCCAAGACGAGAGUCCUAGCCUUUCUUCAUAUAAGUGCCCAUGGUCUGGCUGCAUUUGGCUGUGCUGCAGGAAAAAGCACUGGAGGUGAGUGUGACGCCAUUCAACACCUGGACGUCCAGGGAUGUCUAGACACCGUGGAACAAAACAGAGACCUGAUUGUGGGGAUAAAGAUUAGGCUGACAGCCAAUGUGGCGGACCAGGGCAGAAAUGAGCACGAAGCGUACAGAAGAGCUUUGGAGGUAUCAGAGAAGACAGGACUACCGCUGAUGACCCACCACACUAUAUCUACGGUACCACUGCACUCGGAGGAUGCCAAAGAACUUUCUUGUCCAGGAAGUCUGAAAAAGGGUGACAUCUAUACGCACUCUUUCCACAGCUUUUCAAGCUCAAUUGUUGACCAAGCUACGAAGAAAAUCGACCCUGGGGUGUGGCUGGCCAAGAAAAGGGGUGUCAUUUUUGACGUAGGUCACGGGCAGGGGUCAUUUGCGUGGUGGGUCGCUGAAAGUUGCGCUGAGCAAAACUUUUGGCCGGAUGUAAUCAGUACCGAUUUGCAUUCUGGGAACACCAUGGGGCCAGCGUACGACCUGCCUAUUGUGAUGAGUAAGUUCUAUCACAUCGGGAUGCCGAUAUUGGAAGUGGUCAAAGCCGUGACGGCAACUCCUGCUGCAGCCGUUGGUGCCAGUGACCAGAUCGGCUCUCUUUCCGUCGGGUCCUGUGCGGACAUCACCGUCCUCCGGGAGAAAGUGGUUGAUUUAGAGUUAGAGGACACCAUCGGGGAGGUCCGUGAGGUGAAAAAGCUUCUCCAGCCUGUUGCGGUGUGGCGGGAAGGAAUGACGCACGCCGUGACGUCACCGCCCGAGCCUUUCCCGAAUAAGGCCAUAUUGGCCGACAUGAUGAAAUCCGCCCAUAUCCUGGCGAAUAUGUGAUGUCGGUGUCGCAAUUUGUUUGAUUCAAAGUAAGCAGACCGUGGGACACCUUUCCAUUCAUGCUACCAAAGAAUUACUGGAACGGGUCUAUCUGGUGCUGACUUUUUUGAAAUUUGAUUGUUGACCGCACAACUUGAAAUGUUUAUAACAAACAACUGAUUUUACUGGAAAAUAGAUGAGCACAAAUGCAAUGAUUUGUUUGAUUUUACUUUUAAAUAAAAGUACUUUUUACUUUUAAAAGACAUCCAAGAUCCAAGUGUUUGCAAAGGGGAGGGAGGGGGGAGUACAAGGUUCCUUUCAGCCAGCGAAGCGAGGUAAAUCCACCACAGAAUACAGAAAAUAAUUCCUGCGGUUUGUAGGGUGUUGGGAUUCUGGCUCGUUUUGUUUGUUAUGAAGUGCCCGUGUUUGGAAGUGCGAAAACCCAAGGGGGGGGUAUUUACACAGAAUUGCCACUGGCAUACAUAUUCAUCAUACCAUUUGCUACAUGUAGGGGCCUACGUAGGGUAGGGUUUAAAGGGGGGUCUUCCAAAACUCCAAAACAGGUUACUGGAUAGUCAUUCU
Lingula anatina is the source of this 1896-nucleotide messenger RNA. RefSeq lists its product as uncharacterized. The record is from RefSeq and is a predicted model, not a curated record. NCBI's taxonomy places the organism in Eukaryota, Metazoa, Brachiopoda, Lingulata, Lingulida, Lingulidae. Gene Ontology annotation, molecular function: deacetylase activity; hydrolase activity, acting on carbon-nitrogen (but not peptide) bonds.